AUGCAACAAAAAUUAAACACAACUGCAUUAAAUAUAGCAUUGGGUCUACCUGGAAUGUCUUCUGUCUUCACACCCAGUCAAUUAUUAAAAAUUAGAAUCGUGGCUGUGGUAUCUUCUGGUCUUUCGUCGUUCGUCGGUAUAUGUGCAAUAUAUUUAUUAUAUAACUAUGAUCAUAGAAAAAAGCUGUUUAGACAUGAACUGAUUUCCUUUUUGAUCAUUUGUGAUUUCACCAAAGCUUUAAUUCUUUUACUUUAUCCAAUCAUCCUACUUAUUAAUAGAAAUACCUUUGCAUCACCACCCAUGAUUCAUACUUUGGGUUGGUUUACACAAUUUGCUACGGAAGGUUCAGAUUUUGCCAUUGGAUUCUUCUCAAUACAUUUUGCUUUACUAAUCUUUAAACCAAAUUGGAAAUGGAGAAACAAAAAAAGUGGGAACAUGGAAGGUGGCUUAUACAAAUAUAGACAUUUUAUAUGGCCAAUCACUCUCUUAAUCCCCGCCAUCAUGGCGUCUUUAGUGUUUAUCGACUUUAAUGUCAUAGACUACGUGGAUCUGUCGAAAGUAAACAUUGUCAAUGAUGAUAAAGAAUAUACCAAUCAUUUUCGCCCAAGACGUGGUGGCUACAAACCAUGGAGUGCUUGGAGUUAUCUUCCUGCAAGACCUCUAUGGUAUAAAUAUGUCUUAAGUUGGGGCCCUAGGUAUUUCUUAAUCCUGAUGAUUAUAACAAUCUAUGCAUCCAUUUACAUCUACGUUCAUAGAGAGACCAAGAAAAUCAAAGAUCAAUUCCGAUUAAAUAAUGGAGUAAUUGACAACCAGAACGAAGAUUCGAAUGAAAAUGCUUCACUGACAAAAAGAUACAUUAUUAAUCCACUUUAUAGACUCUUCCAUGUAUUAUUUUUAAUUAUCACCCUUAACUUAGAUUUCUCCAAUGAUGACUCAAUGGAUUCAAAAAGAUCAUAUUCCAUAAACCCAAUUUCUAACCAAAAUAACAUUCAUCAAAGUAAUAAUAACAACAAUAAUUCAAAUAAAUCCUUACAUUUAAUUAUAUCAAAGAAACAAAAUACUAGAAACAAUGAAGAAGAUGAAGAAGAAGCAAUAUCUUUAGAAACCUUUGAUUUCAAUAGUAUGACUGCAACCGGUAAUAAAAGUAACAUAAUAGAAUAUCCACAAAAAGAAAAUGAAGGUGACGCUCUGACUAGUGGCAACGACACUUCUAUUAGUCAAGAUGUCUCAAUAGGGAAAAUCACAUCCAAGAUUACUGACAAUAUAAAUUCAAACUCAUCCAUUUCAACAAAUGAGAACGACACUGUGUCUACAGGAACAAGAUCACAUGAAAACAUGUUUGCUCAUAGCAAUGAGGCUAUGCAGCCUAACAAUACGAUCAACACAAAUCAAGGAAAAGAUUCUGAUAAUACCGUCCUCAAUAUAUCCGAUUUACAAAUUCAACUUCAAAGAGAAAAUUAUGCUGCCAUGAAAAAAAGAAGGGCACAGAUUCAAAAAAAUUUGAAAAUGAUCUUCAUCUAUCCUAUAUCAUAUAUGUUGGUCUGGGCCUUCCCUCUCUGCGCAGAUAUUUCACAGACACAUCAUGAAAUGGUGUAUGGACCAAUUUUAUGGCUGACAUAUGUAGAAACCUUUGUUCGUUCCAUGAGCUGUCUUGUGCAUUCAUUUGUUUUCAUCUUUAAAGAAAAACCAUGGCAAUAUUCUUGGAAAAAAGUCCAAGAGAAAAUUUUAAUGGAUAAAUAUAUGCUUAAAGGUGAAAUUGGCGAGGAAGAGAUGCUGAAUCUAUGUCAAAGUAAAUUAGGAAGACAUGGUUGGUAUUAUAGAUCGACAUGGAGAAAAAAAAAGUGUUGGAAACAUCAACAAAGUUCACUUAAACGUUUCCUUUGGUAUAUUGUUAGAUUUUUUAGAAGAAUUUUAACUUUCAAAAAACCUGAUUUCUAUGACAAUUGUAAUGAUGAAUCAUAUUGGAAAAAAUAUUAUUAUUUGGAUAACGAUGCUGGCCAUCUGAAUACAUGUUCAUAUUCUUCUCCUAAUUCCGGUUUAACUCCUAAUGUUAGUUCUUUAAUAAAUCAUAACCAUAAUGACGAUCAAAAAACAAUUCCAGAAUUAAGUACCCAUCAUAUCGAACAUUUUAGUAACACAAAAAAUUUUUACUACGACCAACCACAGAGAGAAUUACCAUCUGAGAUUUCUGUUCCUUGGUAUUGGAAAAUGUUACAUCUUUUACCUUUAUUACAAGGGAUCGACCUAGAUGAAUUGAAUCGAUUAGUAAAAAUGAAAUAUACUAGCGGUGAUGAUGAUUUUAUCAUCCCAGGGUUGUCGUUUGCUUUCAAGUCCACUACAGGCUCAAAAAAUAAUGCGACUACUAAUAUUCCACAUAAUCAAAACAACUUCUCUUUAAAUAAAUCAACGUUAGAGAAAUCAUAUAAUAACAAGAACUAUGAAAGAAGAAAUAGUUCUUCCAUUGCUUAUCAUGUCAAUAACCAUACUGCUACUGUAAGGUUGAAUAAUAACCAAAAUUACAAACCAUCCUCAGAUGGACCAAAUGAAACUACAGAAGACAAGGGGAAAAUGGAUCUUCUCGCCUUUUUAAACGAUCCCUCAACGCAUUAA
Messenger RNA from Arxiozyma heterogenica, 2610 nucleotides. It is a transcript of the gene GPR1, whose product is annotated as Gpr1p. Gene Ontology annotation, biological process: adenylate cyclase-activating G protein-coupled receptor signaling pathway. The record is from RefSeq and is a predicted model, not a curated record. Gene Ontology annotation, molecular function: G protein-coupled receptor activity. Gene Ontology annotation, cellular component: plasma membrane. The transcript has a single exon. Bases 1 to 2610 code for a protein of 869 amino acids. NCBI's taxonomy places the organism in Eukaryota, Fungi, Ascomycota, Saccharomycetes, Saccharomycetales, Saccharomycetaceae.